[Candida] anglica is the source of this 2129-nucleotide messenger RNA. The record is from the annotation of a GenBank genome assembly. NCBI's taxonomy places the organism in Eukaryota, Fungi, Ascomycota, Pichiomycetes, Serinales, Debaryomycetaceae.
AUGCCUACUUGUUUCCCGAGGAAGAUUUACUCUUCUCCACUACAUAUCCUUUUGUCGAUCACAAUCACAAUAUUCAUAGUAGUGAAUGUAACCCUCUAUAAACUAAACCACACGUCACUUCCAGAGUCUUGGUACGAUCAUACUAAACAUCCGGAUUAUGGAACAAAGGGUGAAAAUUAUCUUAUAAGUCCCGGAACUACCCUUCAAUCAUUGGUUGAUGAUGCAACGAAUCCCGAUUUCUGGAACUCGUUCUCGAAAGAAUUGAAAAAUUCCAAAUCUAAAGAGAUUUUGGAAGAUUUGAAACUGUCAUUACAUGAAAAAUACUCGGAUACCAUGAUGAAGGAACUUCGUGAGUCCAUUCAAGAGUCCAAGACUGAAGAGUUUACAAAUCAAAUCAAGCAGCAAAUUGAUAUGGCUUAUACCAAAAGAUACGUUUACAAUGCACAAAAGAGUUAUAGUGUAAUUGAGAAAAUGGAACAGAUCUAUAUGGAAGAACAUCUGGAGGAGUUGAAGAAUGGGAAGCCAUUAACCGACAAGGUCAAAUAUUUUGAAUUCAUACUCAAGGAAGUCAUAUUAGACAAUACUCCACAAUCUGGUCCGAUUACCCCAAUAGAAGCUGGGAACCCUAUGCCCGCAUUCAUAUCGACCAACCAGAGCGACUUCUGAAGCUGAAACUCACACAAGACCAUCUUCUGUUGAAUUAUGUUAAAUAUAGAGCCUUACAAGAGAGCCAUGAUAGGGUGGUGGAGGUGUUGUAUGAUUUGCAACCACCCCCAUUCAUUAAGAACGAUGGUAUGGUGAUAUAUGCUGGCACUGUACAACAGUUACCUCAGGCCCUAAUUCUUGCCAAACAGAUCCGAGGACUUGGAAGUGAAUUACCAUUAGAAAUUAUUGUAGAUGAAGUACAAUCUGAAACUGAUACCGAGCUUGUUGAAGCAUUUAACAUUGAGAUUGAACCAAUCAAGGCUAAAUGUCUUGUGAUUUCUCUGGAAUUUGGAUCGUCAACCUACAAACUUGUAACCGAGAAGGGUACCAAUGCCAGAAUCUUGGGUCUUUUCGUAUCACUGUUUGAUAAUAUAAUAUCUUUGGAUGUGAACACCAUCCCAGUGAAAAAUUUGGAUAAACAAUUCACAUCUAAACCUUUCAUGUCUACUAAAUGGGUAUUUUGGCCAAAUUUGUGGCAUCGAACUACAUCCCCAUUGUAUUACGAGCUUGCUGGGUUUGAAACUGGAGAGAUUAUUAGGAGAGACUGUCUUGCAAAUGAUGUAUCUUUUGCAAACUAUGUUGAGUCUGAUAAGUCUACUAAUUGUGGUUUCCACGAUUUACAAGGGUUACCUCCAGCUGCAUCGGUGGAUGUGGGUCAGAUGGUAUUCCUGAAACGGGCUCAUUAUAGAAGUUUCCUUCUUUCUUUGUACUAUAAUAUCCAUGGGAAAUCAUAUUAUGAUAGACUACUUUAUCAAGGUGAAAUUGAAGAGUCUGAAAGGGAACUGUUCAUCCCUGCGUUGCAUGUCUUCAAUGAGGCAUAUCAUUUAAACAGAUAUCUUCCACAACCCAUUGAAGAAGGUUCAAAGAGGAGAGAUUUAGUACCAGAAGCUGCCGUUGCUGCACCAUUAGCGCCAAACGUUCCUCCUGAAUAUUCCCCAACCCCUCUCAUUCAACACGAUUCUUUAGAAUGUAUAUCAUUUUUCAAUGAUUGGAAAAGAUGGUUGGCUGCGAAAAAGUUGGAUUCCAGACUACUGCCCUUCCAGCAGAAUUCAUUUACUUCCAAGUUAUUUCUGGAGUUUAUGACCACCCAUACGACUCGGCAUAACGAACAUUUCAAGAUGGAGGAUGGUACACAGGCUGUAACCACAGUGGUGACCCCUUACAAGCUCCCCACUGCUUCGUUUAUCAAGUGGGACAUGAAGUUGCUGCAGGAUCAGCAACAUCGUCAACUAGGCACCCCCUCCAAGUAUCAAACAGAAUUUGAAGGAUCUGAUUGGGAAUUAGAGCUUCAAAAGAUUGACACUUGGGUUAAGUGUGAAGGGUUGAGUUCGAAAUUCUGGGCACUUUUCGGAAAAGAACAGGAAACAAUUUGCAAUCUUUCACAAGCCAGAAAGACUUUCUUAGAGCAAACAAAAAUUACAUAG